This is a messenger RNA of Striga asiatica, 2108 nucleotides long. The record is from the annotation of a GenBank genome assembly. Lineage: Eukaryota; Viridiplantae; Streptophyta; Magnoliopsida; Lamiales; Orobanchaceae.
UAAACCCAUAGGCCAUGGCUUUUGUGCACAUCUAUUAGAAAUGCUGAGUCAGCACCCUGAAAUUCCAGGCUACCUUUUCAUUUUUUUCUUUUCUCAUUUCUCAGUUCUUCGACGUUUAUACUCUCCAAACUCCCCAUUUUACUCUCACUGCAAAUUCUGACUUCACUGAAAUUUUUGCAUAUUCCUAUUCAUCUGGUGUAGUUUCUCUGCUUGAGAAGAUCUUGUAAUGUGGCAGAUUGUGUUGCUCACUUGUGGAGAAAAGAAAUAUGUUGUAUGCUUCACGGUUUAUGUUAUAAACAGAAAAAAGGGUAACUAUGCUUUGGAGGCCCUUCGUUGUAUUCCUUUCAUGAAUAUGGAGAGUGGUGGAGGGAUUGCAGAAGUAUUUUUGAGAAACUACAGAGUUGGAAAAACUCUUGGGCAUGGUUCAUUUGGAAAGGUAAAAAUCGCUGAACAUAUUCGGACAGGGCAUAAAGUGGCAAUUAAAAUCCUUAACCGUCGGAAGAUGAAAAGCCCAGACAUGGAGGAAAAAGUGAGAAGAGAGAUCAAAAUAUGUCGAUUAUUUGUGCAUCCACAUGUGAUACGCCUCUAUGAGGUUAUAGAGACACCAGCAGAUAUAUAUGUUGUGAUGGAGUAUGUGCCCCGUGGCGAGCUCUUUGAUUAUAUUGUUGAAAAGGGAAGGUUACAAGAGAAUGAAGCACGUCACUUUUUUCAGCAGAUUGUUGCAGGUGUGGAGUAUUGCCAUAGGAAUAUGGUUGUCCAUCGCGACCUGAAGCCUGAGAAUUUGCUUUUAGAUCUAAAAGGAAACGUGAAGAUAGCCGAUUUUGGCUUAAGCAACAUUAUGCGUGAUGGACAUUUCCUGAGAACAAGUUGUGGAAGCCCAAACUACGCUGCUCCCGAGGUUGUGUCAGGAAAACUUUAUGCGGGGCCAGAGAUAGAUAUUUGGAGUUGUGGUGUUAUCUUGUAUGCUCUUCUUUGUGGUGCUCUUCCAUUUGAUGAUGAGAAUAUCCCCAACCUCUUCAAAAAAAUAAAGAGUGGACUGUAUACUCUUCCAAGUCAUUUGUCGCCUGGAGCUCGUGAUUUAAUUCCAAGAAUGCUGGUCGUGGACCCAAUGAAGAGGAUAACAACUUCUGAAAUACGUCAGCACCCUUGGUUCAAAGCUUAUCUUCCUCGUUAUUUAGCUGUAACUCCACCGAAUGCUGUAGAACAUUUAAAAAAGCUUGAUGCGGAAAUUAUUCAAAAAGUUGUUAUGAUGGGAUUUGAUGGGAACCAGCUGAUUGAAUCACUUCAGAACAGACUACAAAAUGAUGCCACUGUUGCAUACUAUCUUUUAUUUGACAACAGAUCCCCCGUUUCGUCUGGCUAUCUAGGCGCUGAAUUUCAGGAGUCCAUGGAGACUUGUUCCACGGGACUUUCUUCGGACGCCAAUAAACGCAGCUUUCCGAUUGGUGCAAAUAUGUUACCACAGUUGUCAAGAACAAAGCAAUGGGUUGUUGGAUUUCAGUCAGCAGCACGUCCGCGUGAUAUAAUGACCCAGAUUCUUGGAGUUUUGCAAAGACUAAAUGUGAGGUGGAAAAAAAUUGGUCACUAUAACAUGAAAUGUCUGUUCAUUCACGGUAUUCAGAAGCCAGAGAGCAUGAUUACCAUUAAUCACAUUAUUGACAACCAUUAUAUUGAUGGUAUAGCUCCUGUAAGGGCAAAUAUGUCCCAGCAGCAGCAUGUGGUGAAGUUCGAAAUUCAGGUAUACUAUUUGUAGCAUCUAAUCUCUAUAAAAUUUUCUUCUAUAUAUAUCCAAAUAGCCAGGAAAACUAGGUGUGCUUUAUCUAGAGGGUUCUAGUCCCUUUUGAGUAAUCACAUUUCAGAAGAUGCUACUAAUUAUAUGUGCAAAUUCUGGGAUAAGAGCAUUUAAGUUCAAAAGUUUGUCAUAGGUUUCCCCAUAAUUGCUUCAAGAAAACCAAGGAAGCCUCUGCUUGUUUUAUGUUGUUCUUACAAAUCUGUACCGACAUAGUAAAAGAUUAUUGUUGUCCUCAAUAACUCAAUACGACAGAGAAAAUUAUAUCCAUACAAAUACCCCUUGAGCAGGUGGAACUUUUUUUUUUUUUUUUAUAAAA